Molecule: messenger RNA, 3396 nt
Organism: Cyphellophora attinorum
Lineage: Eukaryota; Fungi; Ascomycota; Eurotiomycetes; Chaetothyriales; Cyphellophoraceae
Product: Condensin complex subunit 1
Exons: 5
Coding region: 1-3396 (1131 amino acids)
Biological process (GO): mitotic chromosome condensation; meiotic chromosome condensation; mitotic cell cycle
Cellular component (GO): nucleus; condensed chromosome, centromeric region
Molecular function (GO): histone binding
Source: RefSeq, a predicted model, not a curated record
AUGGAAGGCGCCGUUGAGUUCGACAUCAACGAGUCACUGAAGCUGUACCUCAGCGACCCCGCGAGCAUCCAGACCUCAGAAGCGAGUGCGCAGUUGACUGACUGUGAGAACGAUCCGGACAGUCUGACCCCAGGCUUGAUUGAUGGCGCACUGGAGCCAAUACAGGAUGCGCUGGUCGAAAGUCCGGAGAACAUUCUGAGACCGGAGCCUUCGACACCAUACAAUUUCUACUCAAGUUCCCGUAUCAGUGUGAUACAUACUGACUUGUUCGCGCAUCCCAGAUCUUCUUCGCUACUUCCUCCGCAGUCUCUCAGCAAGAUACUCGAGAUCAUCGUAUCCGGACUCGCGACAGUGUCCGACAAUGCCAAUGCUGAUAUCGAGAACGAUGAGCAAGAUGCACUUCCACACCACAAGAAACUACUAGAAGCAUAUGCCUUUCUGCUACAAUGGACGAUCGCCGCCGUCGAAGCCAAAGCCGCCGAAAAAGCCCAUGCAGCGCCCGCUCGGAGGGGCAAAGGCUCGACGAAGAAGACAGCAUCCAAAGGCGGAGUCUGGGAAUCAGCUGCACAAAUUCAGGCCGCUAUGGAUAUCAUGUGUCGAGCCAUGAGACUGAAGCUCAAUCGCAUCUUUGAGACGACCUCAGACCGAGACACCUUCAUCAAUCUCUUUACCCGCUCUAUCUACCUGAUCAUGGAAACAGAAGCCAGGAUGAAGAUCACCGCCGUACGCAUGUUCUGCUUCAAGGUGCUGUGUGUAGCAGUCAAGCAUCACGGCCACGCGAUUGGUGCCCAAACCUCAAUUGUGCAGAACCUGACGUAUUUUGAACAUCUGUCUGAUCCUAUGGCUGAGUUUCUGCACAUUUUGUCAGAGCAGUACGACUACCCACAGCUAUCGUCCGAGAUCAUGCGGGAGCUGGCAGCAAAAGAUUUCAGUCCCAGCGAUCUGAAGGGUCCCAAGUCUGUGUCGGCUUUCAUCAUCAAGCUGUCCGAACUUGAACCUCGAUUGGUGAUCAAGGAGAUGGGUUUGCUGGCCAAGUUCCUCGAUAGCGAGGCGUACACCCUUCGAUGCGCGGUCAUCGAAGUAUGCGGCAACCUGCUGGCUGAUCUCAACAAAAUCGAGGAUCGCGACGAGACGACCAACAUCCAGAUCGAUGCUUUCUUCGACACAUUGGAGCAGAGAUUUCUCGACACAAAUCCAUACUGUAGAUGUCGAGCCAUCCAGGUAUUCAUGCGGUUGUGCGAGCUCGAUCAGAGAAUACCGAAGCGACGACAGCAUGCCGCAGAGUUGGCAGUUCAGAGCUUACAAGACAAGAGCAGCAACGUCCGGAGGAACGCCAUCAAGCUGCUUGGCAAGCUGGUUGCGACACAUCCAUUCAGUGUCAUGCAUGGAGGAGAGCUACAGCGCAAGGCUUGGAUACAGAGACUCGAGGGUGUCGAUCAGCAACUCGACGCUCUCAAGCCGCCACCAGACUCGCCAGGUCUGGCAGAGACUGCAAAGGGCACGGAGCGAGCACCAGCAGAAAUGACGGAGGAAGAGCAGAUCGAGGCCGCUAAGAAAGCUCAGGAGGAAGCCGCUACAACAGAAGUGCUCACUCGAUUACAGCUCACUCGAAAGUACUAUAUCGACGCUCUCCGCUUCAUCGAUGUCAUCCAUGAAGCUUCUGAGACGGCUUGUCAGCUGCUGUCUGCUCGAAACAAAAGUGAAGUCCUCGAGGCCAUGGACUUCUUCGUCAUCAUAAAUGCUUACAAAGUCGAGCCGGCAAGCAUCGGCAUACGACGAAUGCUGCGCUUGAUCUGGACCAAGGGCAACAGCGAUGAAGGCAAAGGCGUGCAAACACAUCUCAUCGACUGCUACAAGGGCCUCUUCUUCGAUGCACCAGAAGUCCUGAACGCUAAUGACACCGCCAACUUCAUUGCCCGGAACAUGAUAAGCCUGACAUUUGGUGCAAGCCCUGCUGAGUUAACCUCUCUUGAGCAGCUGCUCAGCACCAUGUACAAAUCCGGUCACGUUUCAGAUCUUGUCAUCGCAAAACUUUGGCAAGUGUAUGGCGUCAAUCGAGAGAUCUCACGCGCUCAGCGGCGUGGUGCAAUCAUUGUCCUCGGCAUGAUCGCAUUGGCUGACCCCAAUGUCGUCGUCAAGGAAUCGGACGCAAUGAUGAGAAUCGGUCUGGGCCAACUCGGCCGAGCUGAUCUGACGUUGGCGAAGUUCACAUGUGUUGCGCUGAAGCGCAUGAUACCUCCCCCUAAGAAGGCACAGGACAAGACUCAGACCGGGAUCUCGAGGAUAGCAACGACAACAAUCCCCAGCGCUCCAACCGAGAAACCGAAAGAGAAGCCAGCAAUCACCCUCUCACAGCUCCUUUUCAUGGUCGGCCACAUUGCCAUCAAGCAGAUCGUUCAUCUGGAACUAUGCGAGCUUGACUUCAAGCGACGGAAGCACGACCAAGAGAAGGAGAAGCCUUUGGUCGAGCCCACACCCCAACCAAGCAAGCGCAAGAAGACUGUAGCUGAACAAGUCAUGUCUGAAAAGGAGAAACAAGAAGAGAAGGAUGAGCUCGAGCUAAUCGGCGGGACCAACGAGGACGACUUCACCGAAGCCGUCGCUCACAUCCGCGAGCGCGAGCUUCUGUACGGACCCAGCUCACUUCUUGCCAACUUCGGACCUCUUGUGACAGAAGUAUGUGCCAACAACAUGGCGUACAAAGAUCGCAAUCUACAAGCACACGCGACCCUCUGCCUCGCGAAACUCAUGUGCGUCAGCAGCGAAUACUGCGAAAAGAAUCUGCCAUUGCUCAUCACCAUCCUCGAGCGCUCCGAAGACCCCAUCGCGCGGUCAAACACGGUGAUCGCACUUGGUGACAUGGCUGUGUGCUUCAACCACCUCAUCGACGAGAAUACAGACUUCCUGUAUCGACGACUGAACGACGGCGACGAGAGCGUCAAGCGGACAUGUCUCAUGACACUGACCUUCCUCAUCCUCGCCGGACAGGUGAAGGUCAAGGGUCAAUUGGGCGAGAUGGCGAAGUGUUUAGAGGAUGGCGACAAGCGGAUCGCGGAUUUGGCGAGGAUGUUCUUUACAGAGCUUGCUACCAAGGACAACGCGCUUUACAACCAGUUCAUCGAUAUGUUCAGCAUACUUACCAGAGAUGGACCACUGGAGGGCGGUGUAAUGGAGGAGGAAGCAUUGAAGCGUAUACUCAAGUUCCUCUGUGGAUUCAUUGAGAAGGACAAGCACGCCAAGAACCUAGCGGAGAAACUGGCCGCGCGUCUCGAUCGAUGCGAGAGCGAGCGGCAGUGGAACGACACGGCGUACGCGCUGAGCCUGCUGCAGCACAAGAAUGAGGACAUCGCGAAGAAGGUGUCAGAGGGGUAUCGAGUCGUUGAGACUGCGGCUUGA